UCACGUGACACGGCCGCUCCGGGCUCGGCGCAUGCGCGCGGCGGUCCCAACGAGUCGACGGUGGCGCUGGUGGCGGCUGCCCGGGAUCCCGAGGGCCGGCGGCGGAAGUGUCCCCGGCGGCUGGGCCGGGCGGGCUGCGGCUCAUGGCCCUUGCGCGCUGCGCGGCGUCUGGUUGUUAAUUGAAGGCAGAAUAGACAUAUGGAUGAGUACGGAAAUUCUCACAUGGACGAGUACCGGAACUCUAGUGAUGGCAGCACAGGCCCCAGUUCAGAGGGAGCAGUGGAGCAGUCUGCUGACUUCAGUGCUGAGGUCAUGAGUGUGACAGAAAUGGAGCAGUCACCCGGUGCUUCUCCUCAUGUGGACGCCCCUGCAGAAGACAGUGGGAUAGCAAGUGCUGUGGGACUCCCAGUGACAGAAACAGAAGCAAAUUUCCCUCCAGAAUAUGAAAAAUUUUGGAAAACUAUAGAAAAUAACCCUCAGGAUUUCACAGGCUGGGUAUACUUGCUUCAGUAUGUAGAGCAAGAGAAUCACUUGCUGGCUGCCAGGAAAGCAUUUGACAGAUUUUUCGUGCACUACCCGUAUUGCUACGGCUACUGGAAAAAGUAUGCAGACCUUGAAAAGCGGCACGGCAACGCCAGACAGUCAGAUGAGGUGUAUCGGCGAGGGCUUCAGGCAAUACCUCUUAGUGUUGACCUCUGGAUACAUUAUAUAAACUUCUUAAAAGAAACACUGGAUGCUGGUGACCCUGAGACAAACAGUACUUUACGAGGAACUUUUGAGCAUGCUGUUCUAGCUGCAGGAACAGAUUUCCGAUCUGACAGACUCUGGGAGAUGUAUAUAAAUUGGGAAACCGAACAAGGAAACGUGAGAGAAGUCACAGCUAUCUAUGAGCGGGUUCUUGGUAUCCCGACACAGCUGUACAGCCACUACUUUCAAAGAUUUAAGGACCAUGUACAGAAUAACUUGCCUAGAGACCUUUUAACUGGUGAGCAGUUCAUCCAGCUGCGAAGGGAAUUAGCCUCAGUAAACGGACACAGUGGUGACGAUGGGCCUCCUGGUGAUGAUCUGCCGUCAGGAAUUGAAGACAUAACUGACCCAGCAAAGCUAAUUACUGAAAUAGAAAAUAUGAGACAUAGAAUCAUUGAAGUACAUCAAGAAAUGUUUAAUUAUAAUGAGCAUGAGGUCAGCAAAAGGUGGACAUUUGAAGAAGGUAUUAAAAGACCUUAUUUUCAUGUGAAACCAUUGGAAAAGGCACAGCUAAAAAACUGGAAAGAAUACUUAGAAUUUGAAAUUGAGAAUGGCACUCAUGAGCGUGUAGUGGUUCUGUUUGAAAGAUGUGUCAUAUCCUGUGCCCUCUAUGAGGAGUUUUGGAUUAAGUACGCCAAGUACAUGGAAAGCCAUAGCACUGAAGGAGUGAGGCAUGUCUUCAGCAGAGCUUGCACUACCCACCUCCCCAAGAAACCCACGGUGCAUAUGCUUUGGGCAGCUUUUGAGGAACAGCAGGGUAAUAUAAAUGAAGCCAGAAAUAUCUUGCGAACAUUUGAAGAAUGUGUUCUAGGACUGGCGAUGGUUCGGUUGAGAAGAGUAAGUUUAGAACGACGUCAUGGAAAUCUGGAAGAGGCUGAACACCUGCUCCAGGAUGCAAUUAAGAAUGCCAAAUCCAACAAUGAGUCGUCGUUUUAUGCUAUCAAGCUAGCCAGGCAUCUUUUCAAAAUACAAAAAAACCUUCCAAAAUCAAGAAAAGUGCUUCUGGAAGCAAUUGAGAGAGACAAAGAGAAUGCAAAGUUGUACCUCAAUUUACUUGAAAUGGAAUACAGCGGUGACCUCAAGCAAAAUGAAGAAAACAUCCUACAUUUUUUUGACAAAGCUAUACAUGGUUCGCUACCUGUCAAGAUGAGAAUUACAUUUUCUCAAAGAAAAGUGGAAUUUCUUGAAGAUUUUGGUUCAGAUGUUAAUAAGCUUCUGAAUGCUUAUGAUGAACAUCAAACACUCCUAAAAGAACAGGAUUCUUUGAAAAGGAAAGCGGAGAAUGGGUCAGAAGAGCCAGAGGAAAAGAAAUUGCACACCGAAGAUACAACUUCAUCAUCUGCACAGAUGAUCGAUGGCGAUUUACAGGCCAAUCAAGCUGCAUAUAACUAUAGUGCCUGGUAUCAAUACAAUUAUCAGAAUCCUUGGAAUUAUGGACAGUAUUACCCUCCCCCUCCAACCUGAUGGAAAGACGCCUAUCAAGUGGAGUAUGUGAAAAUAGGAGAUUAUUUUUUUAAUGAGGGAUGUGAACAGCAUUAACUUGUUGUAUUUGUCAACUUGUCUUCCCCGGUUCUGUGGAACAUAAUCUGUUAGUGAUAGGAGGAAAUGUCACUUAGUAGCUCACCACUGAUCCUAUUUCCUACCAUUUAUAAAAUUUACUUUUUAUUGGAGAACUAUUUUUUGAUUUUUGCAUAAGUGUUCUAGAAUUCUUUUGCGAUGCAUUUGCAACAGUUUUGUAGCCUUAAAGGUAGGAAAUGAAACCGACUGCAGACCGUGUCGGUGCAGCGCGAGGCUGAGACACUGACAAAGGGCUGGGCAGCGAGACUCGCCUCCGAGAGAGAGAGAGAGAGAGAGAGAGAGAGAGAGAGAGAGGAGACUUUUCCCUUCGCUGACAAGGUUGUGUGUCAGUUACCCUUGUGAGCUUGUGUCUGAGAAAAGAUAUAUUAAAGUGCUGUUUUGGCAGAGAUAAGUGAGAAAAUGGAAUGUUUGCAUCCAUUUAGGAAAAAUGAGUAUCAUAUCAAAUGCUCUUUCCAGAGACUUUGUAUUUAGACUAUUCAUGUAAAACUUAUAAGCUUUCAUUUUGAUCAAACUGAUUAUCUUCAUUUUUGUAAUAAAAUGGAAGACUCA
Erinaceus europaeus (western European hedgehog) is the source of this 2874-nucleotide messenger RNA. RefSeq names its product pre-mRNA processing factor 39 (gene PRPF39). Gene Ontology annotation, molecular function: protein binding. The transcript has 14 exons. Lineage: Eukaryota; Metazoa; Chordata; Mammalia; Eulipotyphla; Erinaceidae. The record is from RefSeq and is a predicted model, not a curated record. Gene Ontology annotation, cellular component: U1 snRNP; U2-type prespliceosome; commitment complex. Bases 199 to 2211 code for a protein of 670 amino acids. Gene Ontology annotation, biological process: mRNA 5'-splice site recognition; RNA processing.